CUCAGGCUCUUUGCACAAAAGGCUUCAGCGGCUCAGGUGCUAUAAAGAGCAGCAGCUGCAGCACAGGUAACACACAACAGCAGCAACCAGCAACCAGCAACCAGCCGGGCAAGCAAAGUGACAACAUGACAUCCAGCAGCAUGAACAUGAUGGGCAGGGUCGUCUUCUACGAGGACAAGAACUUCCAGGGACGCUCCUACGAGUGCAGCAGCGACUGUGCCGAUAUGUCGUCCUACCUGAGCAGGUGUCACUCCUGCAGGGUGGAGCGCGGCUGCUUCAUGGUCUACGACCGCACCAACUUCAUGGGUAACCAGUAUUUCCUGAGGAGGGGCGAGUACGCCGACAACAUGAGUAUGAUGGGAAUGAGCGACUGCAUCCGCUCCUGCCGCAUGAUCCCCAUGCACCGCGGCUCAUACAGAAUGAAGAUAUAUGAGAGGGAGAACUUCGGAGGCCAGUCGCACGAGCUGAUGGACGACUGUGACAACGUGAUGGAGCGUUUCAGGAUGUCCAACUGCAUGUCGUGUCAAGUGAUGGACGGUCACUGGCUGAUGUACGAGCAGCCCAACUACAGAGGCCGCAUGAUGUACAUGAAGCCCGGAGAGUACAAGAACUUCAUGAACAUGGGCAACAUGAGGGUCAUGAGCAUGAAGCGCAUCAUGGACUCCAACUAUUAGUGUCUCCAUGGAAACCAAUAAAGUCUGACUUCACAACA
Labrus mixtus (cuckoo wrasse) is the source of this 712-nucleotide messenger RNA. Its product is annotated as gamma-crystallin M2-like. Lineage: Eukaryota; Metazoa; Chordata; Actinopteri; Labriformes; Labridae. The coding region runs from base 126 to 674 and encodes 182 amino acids. Gene Ontology annotation, biological process: visual perception; lens development in camera-type eye. The record is from RefSeq and is a predicted model, not a curated record. The transcript has 3 exons. Gene Ontology annotation, molecular function: structural constituent of eye lens.